Molecule: messenger RNA, 2016 nt
Organism: Gossypium raimondii (Peruvian cotton)
Lineage: Eukaryota; Viridiplantae; Streptophyta; Magnoliopsida; Malvales; Malvaceae
Product: sulfite exporter TauE/SafE family protein 3
Exons: 12
Coding region: 372-1799 (475 amino acids)
Biological process (GO): protein ubiquitination
Cellular component (GO): membrane; Cul4A-RING E3 ubiquitin ligase complex
Source: RefSeq, a predicted model, not a curated record
CUCGAGCGCGCUAUGUUUAGAAAGUCAUUUUUCUUUUUUCACAGAGAAAAACAGAGACGUGAGUCGUAGUGCCGAAGAAUUGUGAUUCUUUUCUUCAUUUUCUGCGUUCACGUUUUUUUUUUCCAAAUCUCAAAUCCGAAAAAAUCAUCUCUCUACAAUCGUUUUUAUUUUUGGUUUUGAAUCCCUAAAUCUAAUCUUGUUUGUUUUCAUCCAUUUUGCAUCCUUGGAAACUGAACUCCUUUUUGACGUUGUUCUUUUCUCAGCUAACGGUAGAAAAGGAGAGAUUCUGAUACCAAAAAAGGUGUCUUAUUUGUUUUGUUAGAAGAGCGAGAGUGUCAAAAACAAAAAGUUGGUCGAGUUUUACUAUCAAGAUGGCGAAAUUUGGUGUAAAACCGAGUGUUUUGAGGUCGAUAAUGUUGAAUUUCUUCAAUUUUGGUGUAGCUUUUAUGCUAGUUUCAGCUGAGAGAAGCUUGAGGAAUGGAGAAUCUGUCAAGGAGUCUGAAACAAACAAUAAUUAUUUCCUCAAAGCUAUUAACUUCUUGUGGCAAUCUGAUGAAUCAGGUUAUCACCAUGUUUGGCCUGAAAUGGAAUUUAAUUGGCAAAUUGUGCUGGGAAGUAUAAUUGGAUUCUUUGGAGCAGCGUUUGGGAGUGUAGGUGGAGUUGGUGGAGGUGGCAUUUUUGUUCCUAUGCUUAGCCUUAUUAUUGGGUUUGAUGCAAAAUCAUCCACAGCUAUUUCGAAAUGUAUGAUCAUGGGUGCAGCAGCUUCAACUGUUUACUACAACCUUAAGCUAAGGCAUCCUACACUGGAUAUGCCUAUCAUUGAUUAUGAUUUGGCUCUUCUUAUCCAGCCAAUGCUCAUGAUGGGAAUUAGCAUUGGAGUCACUUUUAAUGUGCUCUUUGCAGAUUGGAUGGUCACAGUUUUACUUAUUAUUCUCUUUCUAGGAACAUCAACAAAGGCAUUCUUCAAGGGUGUAGAAACGUGGAAAAAGGAAACCAUAUUGAAAAAGGAGGCCGCUAGGCGUUUGGAACCAACUGAAACUGGUAGUGGAGAUGUGGAAUACAAGCCUCUUCCUAGUGGCCCAAGCAGUGAUCCUCCUAAGGACAACUCAGAUAAAGAAGUCUCUAUUUUGGAGAAUGUUUGUUGGAAAGAACUUGGACUCCUUUGUUUCGUUUGGAUUGCAUUCCUUGUACUGCAGAUUACCAAGAAUAAUACAACUACUUGUUCAGCAUUGUAUUGGGUGUUGAACUUGCUGCAGAUCCCAGUUUCACUUGGGGUAUCUCUAUACGAGGCAGUUAGUCUCUAUAAAGGGUAUAGAGUAAUUGCAUCCAAGGGAGAAGAUGGCACAAGUUUUCGAGUAGCCCAGCUUGUUACCUACUGUGCUUUUGGAGUACUAGCUGGAGUUGUCGGCGGUCUACUUGGCCUAGGAGGAGGAUUUAUCAUGGGUCCACUAUUCUUGGAGUUGGGUGUCCCUCCUCAAGUAUCAAGUGCUACAGCUACCUUUGCCAUGACAUUUUCCUCGUCCAUGUCUGUUGUAGAAUAUUACCUUCUGAAGCGUUUUCCAGUACCUUACGCUCUCUACUUCACUGGGGUAGCUACAGUUGCUGCCUUUAUCGGACAGCAUGUUGUCCGAAAGCUGAUAAUUUUAUUUGGAAGGGCAUCUUUGAUCAUCUUCAUUCUAGCCUCCACAAUAUUUGUCAGUGCAAUAUCACUAGGUGGUGUUGGCAUAUCAAACAUGAUCGGGAAAAUCGAGCGGCACGAGUACAUGGGAUUCGAGAACCUGUGCAAGUACGAAAGCUGAUAUCUCAGGUUAUUUUAUCUCUCAAUUGAUCCACCUCCUUAAGUCUCCUGUAAGUUAGGCUAGAUUGCGUUUUGGGGAAGAAAGAAGAUGGUCAAUAAUUUUCCAUUCUUUACACAAUCCCCAUUUUUCACUUUCCGUUCCGUUUUAUAUUUAUGAGAUACAUUUAUUGACAAUAUUCAGAAAUUGUCUAGAUGAAUGGAAUUAUAGCUUCCUGUUA